UAAAAUUGUAUUAUUUUUUCAAUUGAACAAUUUGUUAUGAUACGUUACUAUUUUAUUUUAAGGAAACUUUAUCAAAAGCUUCUCAAGAAUUCUUUCCUGAGUUAUGUGUGGAGCAUCCUGAAUUGAAAUUGCAAGAAUAUUAUCAAAGCAAGUUUCUGUUGAAGUAUAAUUGGAAGCCUGAAUAUUUCUUAAAUUUUGAGACUGUACCUAACACAAAAUCAUCAUAUAUAUCCAAACUGUUGGAUGAUCCUAUUGUUAUUAAGGAAUACAAGCAUGACAGUAAAGAAGAUAUGACUAAGUUUUUACAAAUUGCCUUUCUUUGGAAUGAUUGCAAAUGUGAAUACUUGUUGAAGAUCAAAGCAUUAUUUUUUAAGACGGAAAAUACCAUGUGUGUUAUUUGCCCAUCGGUGCCUCAUUCACUUGUAGAAUCUCCGCCCACACCUUUGGAUGGAGAAAAAGCAUGUUGUAUGCUCCGGCAAGUGCUGGUAUGUCUGAAAGAGCUCCAUUCUCACAAAAUUGUUUUUGGCGCUGUUCAUCCUUCAACAGUUUUGAUUGAAGAGAAGAAGAUUUUACUGGACUUUUGCUUUAAUCCGAAGGAUCUAGAUGAUAGUAUUCUAAAAGGAAUCAACUUUCAUCCUCCCGAGCAGGAAAACUCUGAAAAACCAGCUGAUAUGUAUGGAUUUGGAUGCUUAGUGCUAUGGCUCCUAUUUCCAAAUUUAUCUUUUACAUCAAAUGAUGAUGGAGUACCCAAUAUUGCUGCAUACCGAAGUAUUAUUGAAGAUGCAUUGACAACCAAAGAUUAUGCUCUGCUUUGUAACUUAGUGAAUUCCAAACCAAAAUCUAGACCCUCUGCUUCUCAUCUUCUGAGCAAAGGGUUUCUCUCGAGCUAUGAAUCUUAUUGCCACUUUCGAAAUAAAGCUGUUACUGGCCACUCCUAAUCAAGCUGCAAAUUCAAACAUUUUUAUUGAAAAAUAUGAUUUAAAAUAUAUUUUUUUUUAAAUUUCUUUAAUUUUCCUUGAAAUAGUCAUUUCAUCUUUUUCUUUCAUAACUAUUAUUAUCCAGUGCCAAAAUAAUUAAUUGAUUCACAUUAUAAAAUACAUUGUUAAUUUUAGUUAAUUGAUUCACAUUACAAAAUACAUUGUUAAUUUUAGUGCAUGUUUGCAAAGUGCUUUUCUAAUUGAGUCAAUAAUAUUUUCUGUUCAUAGACCAUCGCAGUCAGUAAAUUGCAAAUAUUAAGAGGUAUAUUUGUUAUAGAGAUUAUAUUUGUAAUUUUUUUUUUCUGUGGACCAAUUGAAUUGUCUGUACCUGUAUGAAGAAAAAAUUUAUAUGGAUAUCUGUGAUUAUUAUUUUUAGUUUCUCUGUGAUUUUUUUUUCUUUUUUUGUACAUGUUGCAGUUAAUAUGUUCAAUACUUUUUUGUAUUGUUGAAUGUUUUUCAAUAAAUUUAUAACUUUUUCAAAAAAAAAAAAAA
Messenger RNA from Parasteatoda tepidariorum (common house spider), 1469 nucleotides. NCBI's taxonomy places the organism in Eukaryota, Metazoa, Arthropoda, Arachnida, Araneae, Theridiidae. The record is from RefSeq and is a predicted model, not a curated record.